This is a messenger RNA of Lolium rigidum, 1340 nucleotides long. RefSeq lists its product as uncharacterized. Lineage: Eukaryota; Viridiplantae; Streptophyta; Magnoliopsida; Poales; Poaceae. The transcript is spliced from 6 exons. Bases 1 to 1179 code for a protein of 392 amino acids. The record is from RefSeq and is a predicted model, not a curated record. Gene Ontology annotation, cellular component: Golgi apparatus.
AUGCACGACGACGACAACUUCGGAGUUCCAAAACCAUUCCCACCAUCUCGCCCGCCUCCCUCCUCUGUACCCUCCAACGCCGCCAGCCGCCAGCCGCCAGCCGCCAGCGACAUGGGCGAGGGACCGCAGAAGCCUCCGGGCGGGCAGCGCGUCAUCCCCUGCGACGUCGAGCCGGCGCCGCGGGCCUGCUCGGGGCUGCAUAUGCUGGCUCUUGCCACCAUCCUCGUGCUCUGGGGCCUCAAGUUCCUGCCGGCCACCCACUUCUGCCACCCCGCCGGCCCCGGCCGCAACUGGAUCCCCUUGAACACCUCGCGCCACCCCGCGGAUGUGCCGCACCACGUUGGAAGUGUGGAUAUCUUCUCUUGGAUAAGCUGCAUGGAUCUUCGUACGCUUGCUGUGCUGACAAACUCCACACUGUCUAGCUCAAGUAAUCCACAUGAUCUAUCCUUCACUUUCUUGAUACCAGAAGGAGACAGUGAUCAAUUGCCCUUCUACAAGAUAAAAUCAGUACUACCUCAUUCAAUCGUUACCGUUACUAGUCAAAAGAAAAUCAAGGAUAAGCUAAAUGUUGCCACUCCAAAGGGAAACUUCUUAUGGUCAUUCCGCAAUGAGCUGUCACCAAUCAUUAUCGCAACUCAGUUCUCACGAAAGAGACAUGUUUAUAUCUCAGCAGACUCAAUUGUAAAGGGAAAUAUUGAAGACCUUGUCCGCGUUGAUUUAGGCAGUUAUGCCAUUGGUGCUGCUGAAGAUUGUAGCAAGCGCCUUGGUGAUUACAUCAGUAUGGAUGUUCUGCAUGCUGUUCAAAGAACAGCUCCAAAAGGUUUGGUCUAUACUGAACCUUUUGACAAGGACACGUGCUUACUUGACUUUGAUGUGCUUAUUGUGGAGCCACGCAAUCUGAAGAGGAAUCUGGUUGACUCUAUCACGUUCUGGGCCAAGGCUGUCAACCUAGCUAGUCAUAGGGAUGGCAUUAGGUUAGCAAUUACUCUGGCCUUCUAUAACGAUUAUCUGAACCUCCCUACCAACUGGAAGCGCGCAAAUGAUAACACGGACAUUCUCUACUACGACGGACCCAAGAGUGUUUGCUCUAAAGGCGCCAAUCUGCAUCAAGAAAAAGGCUCCGGCAAGGCCUGGCAACAGUACCUUAGUCAGAAGUCUGACGCGGCACUGAGCACCUGAAGAUGGCUCUUCAGACUAUGUUCUCCACCGUUGGGGUGGCGUGGCAAUGCUUUGCUGCGGGAGCUAAAUAAUGGGAGUGCGGACGGGACAAACCCGACGUCCGUGCUUGUAAGUGACUUUAUGGUACCGCCAUUUGUAUAUGCGUCCAUGUCAAUUUGGAA